Messenger RNA from Bacillus rossius redtenbacheri, 6425 nucleotides. RefSeq names its product glutamate-rich protein 2. The transcript has 7 exons. NCBI's taxonomy places the organism in Eukaryota, Metazoa, Arthropoda, Insecta, Phasmatodea, Bacillidae. The record is from RefSeq and is a predicted model, not a curated record. Bases 920 to 1645 code for a protein of 241 amino acids. Gene Ontology annotation, molecular function: protein binding.
UAGCGCCAAAAAAAAUCGUACAAAUAUGAAAUAACUUUCAUUAUAUGCUAUCUUACGUCCUCUUUUCAGAACCGCCUGCGGAGAUAAAAAAUUCCAAUUACUUUUGGAGAUAUCGAAUUUUUUAAUAUUCAUUUUUUGGCGAUUUUUUUAAAAAAAAAUUUUAAAAAUCCGAAAAUACCUUUAUUCUGUGCUCUUUAACUUCCUCUUUUCAUUAAACCCGGCGGAGAUCAGAAAUUCCAAAUACUUUAGGAGAUAUGGAAUUUUUUAAUUUUCAUGAUGUGCACUGAUGCGGCGUUCAGCGGGAAGCCUACGAUUCACACAUCCUUCUGGACAUACCCGAAUACUCACGUUGGCAAGCCUUCUUUUCUUAAAAUUAGCAAGAAGUAAUUAAAAAUACUUUAAAACACUGUGGAUGGUUGGUUAUAUUAGGUAAGUAUAGCUACAUUAAAAAAACUGUAAAAUCAUUUUAUGGUUGCUUAGCAAAUAACUUUUCAAUAUGUAGCUAUCCAGCGCUAGGAAACCGUUUACAUGAUUUCACAGUAUUUUUAAUGUAGCUAUCCUAACCAAAUCAACCAUCCACAAUGUUUUAAAGUAUUUAUAAUGUAGCUAACAUAACCUAAUUGACCAUUAGUUUUCAUGAGUUGCAUAUUUAUUUACAAUAAACAAAAAAAAAACUUAAGAUGCACGAUCGGGCGUUUGCCUCUCGUCUGUUGAAAGAAGGCUUGCCAACGUGAGUAUUCGGGUAUGUCCAGAAGGAUGAGUGAAUCGUAGGCUUCCCGCGUUUUCACCAUUGUUGCUUGUUUACAAGUAUGAUUUUUUUUUUUCCCGCGACGUAGUUGAACGACUACAUCACGUAAAAAGAAAAUUACAUCGAGACGUCAGGAGUCGACCGUGCUUCGCCUGCCACUGCAGGUUGGUGAUGGAUGUGCCUGUGAACUCGCUCUCCGGCGGCAAGGGUCCUCCAGGGGGCGGAGGGGCCAACAACAACCCGGUGGCCUCGGGCUCGGGUCCGGGGCUGGCCAAGACCCAGACGCCUCGCAGCAGCACGGAGGACCUCAGCGAGUACACCGAUGCUGACGAGUCCGUCUCCUCGGCCCCGACCGAGUUCUUGGCGGAGUUUCUGUCUGCUCUCAUGAUGAAAGACUAUGAAAAUGCACUGAAAUACUGCAAGCUCAUACUUCAGUACGAGCCACAUAAUGUGACAGCCAAGGAGUUUUACCCCCUGAUACAGGAAAAAAUAAAGCUCUUGGAGGAGGCCCAGGAGACGUCGAGCAGCCGCGAGGACAGCAACGGGAACGACUCCAGCGACGGGGAGGAGAAACGCAGCUCGGGUUCCGACUCGGAGGCUACCACAGCCAGCUACUCGAGUCUGGAGGAUGAGGAGGCGGACGACAACGCCCCGCCCAGCCUCGGGUUGGACCCCAACGGCAACAGCGGCGUCCCAGCGACGGCGAAGAGCGCGAUGGCGGCCGGGGACUCGAAGGGCGCGGUGUUCCAGAGCACCAGCUCCGACUCGGAGUCCCCCACCGAGCCCAUCACCCAGCCGCUGACCGAGCCCCUGGCUGCCCGGCAGACUGCUAAGCCAAUGCUACUGGAAGUUAUACUGUAUUUUACCCAUACAAGACUGGCUUUUUUGUGCAAAUGACUGGUGAGUGUCUUCUACAUUACAUUAAUUUAUAAUUUUUUUUUAUCUUUGCAGUCCCUUUAUUAUUACAACAAAGUGUUAGUACAUUAUAAAUUUAUAAUUGAUGUAUUUUUUUACAUCACUUUAUCAGAAUGUUAGCUUGACCUGACAUAUCCAGUUUUCAAAAUAAUGCAAUGUAAAACAAUUUGUGUUCAUUAAUUUUAGCUUAGUCAUCCAAACAAAUAACUACAUGGCAUAAGUAAAUGUUAACUUAUACUGUAACACAUAAUCAGUGUUUUAAUGGCAGUGUUUCUUGAUGUGUAACGUGUUUAUCAUUGUGGUUGCCUACUUCUCGCCAUGUAUAACAACUACCCAAUUUGACAAUGUAUAAUCACUGUGUACAACGAGCACAUUUGUAAAGAUAGGUAGCUGCAGUUGUAAACUAGCAUAUUACUUGAGCCUAACACAUUGUAGUGUUGUAGUCUGACACUUGUAAGAAUUGUUAUUGUAACUUUGUGGACCAGAAAUACUAACAUUAUUUUUAAGAACCUUUUCAACAAGUGGUGUUAAAUGUUAACAGAAAAGAAAAUGUUAGUGAUUAGAAAUGUUGAAUGUAUGUUUUUUAAGCAUUUCAUUUUUAUCUUCUGGACAGUUUAGUUUUAAAUUGUAAAGAUUAAAUUUAUUUCUCCAUUGAAUGUAAAAAAAAAAUUCUAAACUUUGCUGUCAAAUGAGUGUUAGAAUUCUGAAUUUUAUUUGUGUUUCUGUGGUUAAUUUGCUAAAGUAUCAUGUAAGAAUUUUGAGCGAUUCAGAUCACGUUACAAGUGUGCCAUUUUAAUGUGCCUGAAGUUCAGAGAGAAAUCCUGCUUAGCUGUUGAAGUGAAGUGUUGAGAUGAUGUGGAGACAUCCUGCCAAACAUGGCUGCCAUUCAUGUUUCGUAACACCUGCCAAAGCCCUGUUGCGUGGGUUUGUAGCUUAACAGAAUGCUAUUUUUGUGAUAGUUUGUAGGUCUGCGUUUUAUGAAAUACCUUUGAAAUGCUUUGCUCGUAUGGUUUGCGUGGAAAUGUUUGGAACCCUGCCAGCAAAUGUAUUACGUAUUACCACAAGCAAGUGAUCUUGGAGACUGCGAGUUGCAGGAUUUGAGUCACUUCCCACUACACCAAAGCAAGUUGUGAAUGAAAAACCUCCACGGGUGCUAACUUAUUGCCAUUUUGUGACUUCCAUUAAAAGGCGACAAUGAAGAGUAUGUGCCACAUGGGGUAACAUUAUAGAAUACUACAUUUAAACUACAGAUGUUAUGUUCUAGGUGCAGAAGAAUACUAUUUUCUCGUUGGGGUCGUGUUUUGGCUUUGCACCAGCCACUGAACUCUGAAUGCUACAGCAAAAUCAUAGUUUGGGAGUCCGUUCUGUAAGAAUCAAGAAUAGUUUGAGUUCUUGGGUUGGCAUUUAUAUUCAUGACUCAUGAGACAAAUACAGUGAGCAUAAUUAAAACAAUUUUAUUUCUCAUUAUUCUGCUUCUAGUUUCUAACCUUUUCUGGCUUGAUGGAACUACUAGUUUGUUGCUUUGUAAAGAUUAUAUAUACGGUACAUAUGACAAAAAAAAAUUAAUUAAGUUUAUAACGUAAUAAAUUUCAAACAGUGUAUAAUUGUAUAGUGCAUACCAGCUAAUAAGUGCACUGUUGAAUUCAGUUUUUUUCAUCUUUCAAUUUUUUUUUUACAAUGAAAAGUUGUGCCAGCAAAAUUUUUGUAGUGCUUAAGAAAAGUUUUUAUAUACCAUUUUAAUCUAACUUGACAGCUUAAGAAGUGCUUUUCUAAGUAUACUCUGGGACAAAAUCAUGAAUUACAAUAAGAGCUUAGAGAAUAUCUGUUCCUUGGUUUCCUUAGGGGGGUGGAAGGGGGAUUAUUGUUAUUCUCCUCCGGCUAUGCCCACACACAUACUGCAAAUGACUGAGUUUGGUCCUGGCAGCUGUUGGCAGUUAUUGGAAAAUGCUGAAAAUGCUCUAAGUCUAUUUUCCACCAGCAUAUUUUCCAAGAUAUUUUAUUUCUUCCAUUUAUAACUUGAAGCUCUGGAAAGGGGGGGGGGGGGGUGAGAGAAUGUAAAUUGAAUUGUUGUAAAGUAUCAUGAAGAAAUUAAGAGAUUUUUCAAUCAUUCGGCGAUAAGUUUGGCGACGUCGCCAGUGAAUUUCUUUUUUCCUUGUAGGAUUGAGGGUCAAAUCAUGUUUGUUCCUAGGAUAUCAAAUGAUAAAUGUAUUGAGGAAAUGACUUUCAUACUUUGCCAUCUAGAUAACAGUGUUGAUUCUCUGCAAUUUCUUAUCUCUUACUAAUUUUUGCCAAGUACUUCAGCCAAUAAUUUGUGAAUGACUAAAGAUGUUGUGAAGAAUAAACAACUUCAUCAAACUACAAGUGUAAUCUUGGGGGGGUGGAUAGGGAGGGGGGAAGCUUUGAAAUGCAGCAGGGUAGUAACACACAAUUUGUUUUCCAACAAACAAAAAAUCUUGGGUGUUUUCCUUAAAUCUCUGUCCUUUGCAUUUUAAUGUACAUGCUUCCUCUUCACAAUUUACUCGCAGAGUUUCCUUCAUUGUUGUGUCGGAGCUGGGUCAUAGUAACGUGGAUGCUAUUAAUGAGCUGAUUUAAUAUUGAAUUGGGAUAACCUUUUGGUGCUUAAAAUGUUUGGAAUUCUUCAUCAAUGGCAUAUCAUCACUUUCCAUGCCUAUGUACAUAUCGUAUAUUAAUGGUUCCACUUCAUUAGGAAGAGAAUGUAAAGCUGUGGCUGGCUGUUAUGCUUUUUAUGAAUUGAUUAUAAUCAAAAGUUCAAUUAUGGACCAAUCUACAUUUCUUGCUGAAGAAAUUCAACAUGUACGUGGUCAUAGCAUGCAAUCUCUCUUAAACAAGUGUUGGCUUUGAAAUUAUGUAACAGUUAAAACAGAAUAACAUACCGUAGUUUCCAGCAUGUAAAAAAACAAGGUCAGCUCUUCAGAAAAGAUAAUCGUAAAAUAAAUUACUUGAUAUAAAAUGUGACGCCACUAACUUUUGAGCAUGGGAUUAACACGACUGGGCUUAUCCACUUGGAAUCAAAAAAAAAUGUUAGGUAGAUUUUUAUGAAUAAAUUACCAGAGCCUAUAGAAAAAUCCGGUUUUGUUUUGCCCUUUCUCGGGUAAGUAUUUAGGCCGCGAUAGAUAGAAUAUUCUCGCCCUGCUUGGAUGUGAGAGAAAGGGGCGGUAGAAUAUUCUCGCCCUGCUUGGAUGUGAGAGAAAGGGGCGGUGUCUGCAUGUUGUCGACCUGCAGUAUUUGUUUUUAAAUUCUGCAACUUGGGAUUGUCUCAUAAAACAAAGCAUGGCAGAUAUGAACACUACUGGUGGUUCUGAGAGUGGAUACAGCGGUAUAUAACAGGUUAAACUUAGUCAUUCUUUUGCCUAAAUUUAUGUCUUCCCAUUGUCCCUGGAUCUUCAUCAGAAGUACUGCCGUGUGUGCGGACUCAAUUCAAAAGUGACUUAUGACAGUCACUUAAGAUUGACCUGUCAUAAAAUGAGUGGUAGCUUUAAGCUCAACAAACUGGCAUAGAAUUCUUGUCUUAUAUGCUGGAGAAUAUGGUGGUAUAAUAUAUGCUGGUUGCACAAGUUUUUAUCCAAAUGAGAUAUUAUAAAAUACUUUUAAAAAAAAUAUGUUUCCUGUAUGGUAUUUCAAUGCUGAAACUUGAAAUUUUACAUUUUUCUUUAAAGAUUUAAUUUUAUUAUUUAUUUGUUGUGACAUACAUGGAAUAUGAUUAGUUCAGCAGUCUUAACAAUAGUUUUACAUUGUAAUUUUUUUUACAACCAGCUUACACCUAAUACAUAUGCAUGUAACUUAGUCAAUGUUCAAAGUAUGUAAUUUAUAGGUAGGACAGAUUUAAUGGGUUGUAGAACUGCACAUGGUUUUGAUACUGCUUCAUUCUGUUAAAGGGUAAACUUGUGUGUGCAUGCAUAUGUAUGCUUAUCACAUUAAUGAAAUGUGUAUUAGAAUAUAUAUAUGCAUACCUUUUCAACUAUGGAAAGGUACAUCUAGAAGUAAGUGUCUAGUAAUGAAAUAGUAGCCCUUGUGAAAUUAAACAUAUGUACAAUUUUGUAGUAAAUCAUUAACUUUCAUAAACUGAAUAUCUGUGCCAAUGUGUAACUCAUUGUGAUAUUUUAUAAUCAUAAAAUAGCCUUUAUGUGUUAUAGGUAAAAAAAAAUACACAUAUUUUAGUCAUUUUUGAAAAUCGCUUUGAGUUCUCAGUUUUAAACUGUAUAAUAGUGUAGUGUAAUAUUUUUUUAAUGUCAUCAUUAUGUCUACAAUCUUUCAUCAUUUUAAAUAAAUGUACUACUGCAAGAGAGUAUUUUGUAAUCUGGAUAUUAAUAUUUUUAAUGUAUCUUGUUAACUAUCAUGCGUCCUUGAAAAUAAAUCUGUACAAAUGCAGUCAGUUUUUUUUUUAAUUUACUGCCAACUCUGCAGAUAAAAAGUGGCACUGUUUAAAAUAAGAGCUAAACAGGUUAGUGUCAACUUUCAUUCGUUUGCAAAUUGCCAUUUCAUCACAUCGUGUAUGCGGCCAGCAUAACGCCGCCAACUUGGGCAAACACACUGGCGUCCUAGAGUCGAGAAUUAAUUCAGUGGAGGGUUUGGAACAAGCAGCUGCAACUAAUAGCUAGGGGUUGGAUGGUUUUAAUUUAAUUUUAAUAAAUGUUGUUUUACCAUAACUAAAGUGUAUUAUUCAACAAAUAUGAUUUUUAAAUAUUCCUUAACAGAAAACUUACUUCCCAAAACUAAUGUAAUUUUAACUGUGGUACAUGAC